This is a messenger RNA of Amphiprion ocellaris (clown anemonefish), 1988 nucleotides long. Its product is annotated as complement factor H-like. The coding region runs from base 167 to 1018 and encodes 283 amino acids. The record is from RefSeq and is a predicted model, not a curated record. Lineage: Eukaryota; Metazoa; Chordata; Actinopteri; Pomacentridae. The transcript has 8 exons.
UGGUUUGACUUGCUUGCUGCAUUUUGGCAUUUUGACAGAGUUAAGGGUGACAGCAGUGUUUACUCCACAUUUGGUAACUUUUGCGGGAAUUGUUUUCAAUUAUUAACUGCUUCUGAUCGGAGCUCGUCGCUCUGCUUUGUCGUACAUUAUUUGAAUCCUGGACACGAUGUGUGUGAGACAUCUUGCGUUUGUGCUUCUGAUUUGGUUUCCAGCCGUGCUACAUGCACAAAAGGCAGAACAACCAUGUCUUGCUCCCCAACUCCAUGGUGGUGAUUUCAUACCUAAAAGAGAAACGUAUCCUCAUGAAAAACAGCUCAUCUACACCUGUGAUGAGGGAUACAAACCAACAGCAGAGGGCUGGUGGGCAACAAGCACCUGUGAAAAUGGCCAGUGGUCUCCUAAACCACAGUGUAUCGAUGAAAAAUCCUGUCUUCCACCAACUAUCCCCAAUGGAUAUUACAUAGGAAACUCACAUGGUUGGUAUGCAGAGCACCGCGUCAUUACGGUGAAGUGUGAUGACGGAUAUGAGCUCAAUGGCCAGUCUGAAAGAAUCAGAUGUAUAAAUGGAACAUGGCCCUCCUUGCCUGUUUGUGAGAGAUCUCCUACCAGCUCUGGAUCAAAUGGUGGAGGAAGUGAACAUCCCUUUGCAACAAUUGACAAAUGUGGAGACAUUCCUGUAGUUCCAAACGGUGAUGUUGUGCAAACUGGUCUAAGAAGUUUGAAAUACCAGUGUGUAAAUUAUUACAAACUAGAGGGUCCAGAUAUAGUGGUUUGCUACAGAGAUGGCACCUGGUCUCAAGUGCCCACUUGCAAAGCUGCCUUCUGUUCUGUGGACACCAAUGUAUAUCCUCAGUUAAAAUCUGUUGGAGUGAAAUACAUAAAAGAUGGUGAGAGUGAGAGAUUGGAAUGUGAAGACCUCUGGUUGACGGAUCACUUUUCUCAGGCGCAGUGCACUGAUGGAAGAGUGAAACUUUCCAGAUGCUGUAACAGGUUGGAACUAAUAGUGGGUGACUGCUAAGGUGAAGAUACUGCUGCUGUUGGAAGCUCCUGAGAGACAACUGGCUUAUGAUAAUACUCUCACAUUCUAUGUUGAGUUUUAUUUUGAUCUAGAAAUGUGUACAGUUCACACCAGAAGUGAGUACAUCCCUGUGUAAUAUAAUGCAAAUGUCAAAUGAUUCAACAUUGUAUUUGGAUUACUUCUAAGUUGAACAGUGUUGUGUUUAUGUGCUCUACUUAUGUACUUAUGUAAAAUACAAAAUUAAAAGAUUAGAUUUACUAUAAUAAAAAUGCAAGCCCCAGAAUGGAAACUUAAUGUAACAAAAGUCAGUCAUUCAGAUUUUUGGUGCCAGGCUAGACAAUCCUCCUCGACACAGAGGAUACUAGAGUUACUGUUAAUGCUGGAAUAUUUUUCUCCUGCAAAUUGGAAGUCAUCACGUCACAGAGUAUUUUAGUACAUCCACAGAUAUUCAUGGUGCCAUCUGUAAUUAUCAUUUCCCCUUUUGAACUCACGCAACCCCGUAUCAUCGCAGUGCUUCACUGUCAGGACUAUGCAUUCACUGUAGUCGUCAUGGCCAGACACACACCAAACAUGCUUGACCCAUCAGAGCUAAACAAAUUUAUCUUAGUUUCAUCUGACUAAAAAACAGCCACCAUGCUUGUUUUUUACUUCCAAUCAGUCAGGGUGUUUUUCUUGGACACCAUCCAUAGAGGCUGAUGUAUGAUGAUUUUCCACACUGAGCAAAUACAGCAACUCCAGUGUCCAGUGAAAACCUCUGUGCCGAGUCUGAAGCUCUUGAACAUUUGUUUUUCCAGAGCUAGAUUGUACAAGAAGCACAAUGUCCUUGGCAUUAUUUUAGGAGGAUGACCACUGAGGAUGACUGAUGCAGCUCUGCCUUUUGAUUCACUCAUCGCCGACUGACAAGUUGGAAACUUUUGAAACGUUUGAAACAGAAAGCAACAUCAAUCUGAAUAAAACUUUUCAAUCAUGA